Molecule: messenger RNA, 918 nt
Organism: Mesorhabditis belari
Lineage: Eukaryota; Metazoa; Nematoda; Chromadorea; Rhabditida; Rhabditidae
Source: the annotation of a GenBank genome assembly
AUGAACCUUUAUUUGUUAACUCUUGUAACUUUAUCAACCGGUUUGCAAGCCGAUUAUGAUUAUCGAGGGAGGGAUUAUGUUGAAAAAAAAGCUGAGAAAUUGGUGUUUGGACUGUGGAUGAUCACCGACUAUGACACAAUUUAUCGUGUGAUCGAUGAUGCUUUGGCAGCUGGAUAUAGAACUUUUGAUACUGCUCAAGCUUACAACAACGAAGAAAUCACCGGUCGAGCCUUCAACGCUCUUCUCCCAAAGCAUGGGUUGAAAAGGGAAGAUAUCUUUUUAUCUUCAAAAGUGCACAAUAUUCACCAAGGGCCAAAAGCAGAACCAUCAAUCAUCGAAUCUUUGGAGAAGCUCAAUUUUUCCUAUCUUGAUCUUAUGUUGAUUCAUUGGCCUGGAGCGAUGCCCGUUGAUUGGUCUAAUCCCCUUCACAAUAUGACAAACAGAAGGGGAACAUGGAAGGCUCUAGAGAAAUAUUACAAUCUUGGAAAACUUCGAUCAAUUGGUGUGUCAAAUUGGAUGAGACAUCAUUUGGAAGACUUGCUCAGCUAUGCCACGGUGAACUCCUUGGUGGACUAUUGCCAGGAGAAAGGAAUCAUUUUUCAGGCUUACGCCUGCAAUUUACAUUUGACUCCCGAAAAAGCGAUCGCCAACUAUCGACAACCGAAAAUUGAGGCCAUUGCCAAAAAAUACGAUAUUACACCAAAGCUUCUCCAAUUUGUUUUUCCUCUAAAUCGAGGGAUGAGUGUUCUCACAAGAGCCACAACAAAAGAGCAUAUUCUUGAAAACCGAAAGGCGAAUCAAAUUAAAAUGAAUCCCGAAGACAUCGAAGCUUUAAUGCUAAAGGGAACAAUUGGACACAAGAAUUGUGGAGAUCCGAAAUUUGUCACUGACUCGGCAACGAUCAAAGAAAUUGUGGAU